UUGCGUCACACGUGACGUAGGAGCGCCGUGCACGUCGGCUGAGAGAAGCAGUCAUGACCUUUGUGAGGAGCCCGCUCGUGCGGUCCUGCGCUCGGCUGCGGUUGCUGCGGGCUCUCGGAACGCGCUCAGUGCCGACGCCGUGUUGCGCGCGCGGGUCGCACGCCCGCGCGCGCCCUUCCGAGGCCGCUGAAGUGGAGCUCAGCCGACUGGAGGGAGGGGACGCCGGGAUUGCGGAGGUGUUGAUGAGUCGCCAGAGAGCGAGGAACUCCUUGGGAAAAGCGUUUGUGUCUCAGAUGCGGGAAGCGGUGGCCACGCUGCGUCACGACUCCGCGGUGCGGGUGGUCGUGGUCCGAAGCACGGUGCCUGGAGUCUUCUGCGCCGGAGCUGAUCUGAAGGAGCGUGCUCAGAUGACCAAUGCAGAGGCUGAACACUUUGUAUGUGGGUUGCGCUCGCUCAUGAAUGAAAUUGCCUUUUUGCCCAUGCCCACCAUUGCUGCACUGGAUGGCUUUGCGCUUGGAGGGGGCCUCGAGCUAGCCUUGGCCUGUGACCUUCGUACUGCUGCAUCCACAGCCCAGAUGGGUCUGAUUGAGACCACAAGAGGACUGCUCCCAGGAGCAGGGGGCAGCCAACGCCUCCCUCGUCAGGUGGGCUUUGCAGUGGCCAAGGAGCUCAUCUUCACUGGGCAGCGUGUGGGGGGCGAGCGGGCGCUACAGCUAGGCCUGGUCAACCGGAUGGUGGAGCAGAAUGAGGCUGGAGAUGCUGCCUACCGAGAAGCACUCCAGCUGGCCAGAGAGAUCCUGCCUCAGGCACCUAUUGCAGUCCGGAUGGCAAAAGAAGCAAUGAACAGAGGCAUUGAGGUGGAUAUCAGUACUGGAAUGGCCAUUGAGGGGAUGUGUUAUGCCAGGGUCAUUCCCACACGAGACAGGCAGGAGGGAAUGGCGGCUUUCAUUGAGAAGAGACCGGCACGCUACACAGGGGAAUGAAGGCGUUUGCAAGCCUGCUUUUUUUUCCCAGCUGCCGUGAGUUCAGGUCUGGCAGUCAAACCUUGUGCUGCACUGGGUGAAGAGAGAUAUACGGCUUAUUUCUGCUGGUUUGUGUCCUGUGGGGGCAGUUUUUGAUGACUUUCUGUUGUUGUGCGCAUAGCGGAAUACAUUACCGUAGUGUGCCAGAGGCUUAUGGUAAUUUAUUCUGCAUAUGACUUUCCACACGAGUAGAGCAUCUGCAGCAUAUUAAUGUGAUUUAGCGAGAUUUAGGGCAUCAGUGGAUUUAUUACGAGAAGUUUUACGGCUUGGUGUUAUGAUAACAGGUAUGUGGUUGAAGUGUUAAGGCUUGUACAAUUUUGUGCUCUUCUAGUUCCCAGUAUAAAUACUCACUUUGUUCCACUGUUUCUCAUCAGAAGGUCAAAUUUUGAAUUUCUGCACAAUUAGUUUUGUACCAUAAUAAAUAACUGAGGAUACAUCUGUAAUGUAAAUAACUGAGGUUUGUUAUUGUGGCUUUAGAGAAUCGGCAGUUGGUACACAAACGCUUUCAUGAAAGGACACCUUACAAGUGCAAUUAAAUGGGGUAUGCAUUCUUUAUUUCCUAAACACCUCUAACAAAUCAUUUCUCAGCAGCAAAAUGUAAUAUUCACAGGAGUUUCAUCUGGACAACACCCAUAUUGAGGCUAAGCGUACAAAAUAAAUAUGGAUAAAUAGUUCACCAUUAAGGGAAAUGCAUACUGAAUGCAUGACACAAGUGUUUAAAACCCUUUAGAAAGACAGGGCAAAACAUGCGAAAGGUUUGCUGAAUAAACAUUUUUUUGCAUUUGAUAGACAUAGCUCUUUAUUGUAUGUUUU
Messenger RNA from Scleropages formosus (Asian bonytongue), 1835 nucleotides. It is a transcript of the gene echdc2, whose product is annotated as enoyl CoA hydratase domain containing 2. Gene Ontology annotation, molecular function: catalytic activity. The coding region runs from base 54 to 983 and encodes 309 amino acids. Lineage: Eukaryota; Metazoa; Chordata; Actinopteri; Osteoglossiformes; Osteoglossidae. Gene Ontology annotation, biological process: fatty acid beta-oxidation. The record is from RefSeq and is a predicted model, not a curated record. The transcript has 10 exons. Gene Ontology annotation, cellular component: mitochondrion.